This is a messenger RNA of Asparagus officinalis (garden asparagus), 854 nucleotides long. RefSeq lists its product as uncharacterized. The record is from RefSeq and is a predicted model, not a curated record. NCBI's taxonomy places the organism in Eukaryota, Viridiplantae, Streptophyta, Magnoliopsida, Asparagales, Asparagaceae. Bases 34 to 675 code for a protein of 213 amino acids. The transcript has 5 exons.
CCCCCCCACUCUCUCUGUCGCCUCGACGAAGCAAUGGCGGCGUGCACGAAUCUCAACGGAUCCCUAAUUCUCCUCCGUCUCCCCUCCAAAACGCCAGCUUCCAGAACCGGAAUCCUCAGCUUCAGAAUCUCCAACGCUAGGGUUUCCAGAAGCAUCAAGUCGGAGGGGGCCGAUCUCCGGCCGGCGAUCGACGAGAACCCCGAGGGGAUCAUCUCCGGCGAGUGGCCGGAGAACAUCUCGCUUCUCAGCUACGACGAUCUGCGCGCUUAUCUCGAGACGCAGAUUAUAUCUGACAAGAUGAAACCUACGGCGUUGUUGGGGGAGGUGAUGUCGACGAGGAUUAGGGCGGCGGCGGCGGAGCAGACGCUGGAGGCGAUCGAUCAUCAGUUCGAGUUUGUGUCGGGGCUUCCGGUCGUUGAUGAGGAGCUUAGGUGUAUUGGGGUUGUUUCGAGGAGGGAUAAGGCGAAAGCUUCUAAUGGGUUGAAGUCGAAGGUUGGAGAAGUCAUGUCUACCCCCGCCGUCACUUUAACACCUGACAAGACUGUUCUUGAAGCUGCAGCCUUAAUGCUUAAGAAGAAGAUCCACAGGAUACCAGUUCUGAACAAGGAUCAGCGAGUAGUGGGCAUGGUUACUCGUACAGAUAUUUUCCAAGCAUUAGAGACUGCAGAGGAAUAGGCUUUCCUUUUGGACAAGUUAGAUCACCCACGAUGUAAAUAUGUAAAUUAUGUUAAAAAGUUUGUUUGAAUUGGAAUGUAGCCGCGUCUAUUUGAAUCUUAGUACGAAAUUCUCUGUUCUAGUUUUUCCAAUUCUUGUUAUGAAAUUGUUUUCUGACUCGAUGUGGUAUAAUUUUUGUU